UGCGCCGUGGUCACUCCGCACACUCCGUCGCUCCGGAUUCUCCCCCAGAGGUCAUCAGAGCUCCAGUCCCCCGCGCACUCCGGACCCUCUGUCCCCGCUCACACGCCGCUCACACACAGUUUUUGUCCCAGGCCCGAGCAGCAGCAGCAGCAGCAGCAGCAUCAUGCGCGCCCUGCCCCUCCUGCUCCUCUUCCUCCUGGCCCUCCCAGUCUCCAGGGGGCGCUACAACGACGACUUCGACGACGGGGAGGACCUGGCCGACUUCGACGACAACGACUUCGCCGAGUUCGAGGAGCUGAGCGAAGAUUCCGUGACGGAGAACGAAGACUCCGCCCCGCCGCGAUACACGGCCCCCUCCGCCGCCGACGAAGACGAGGACGACGAGGCCACGGUGGAGCUGGAGGAGGGACAGGACGGGUUUGACGAUCCAGAGACGCAGGACCAGGACCUGUACAGUAAAUACGACCAGGAGGAGUUUGAGGGAAUCGGGGACAUGGAGAAAACCAGUCACUCCAUGAGGGACCCUCUCAUCAUCCACACGGUGCCCGCUCACCUGCAGAACAGCUGGGAGAGUUACUACAUGGAGAUCCUGAUGGUGACUGGACUUCUGGCCUACAUCAUGAACUACAUCAUCGGGAAGAACAAGAACAGCCGUCUGGCCCACGCCUGGUUCAACUCCCACCGCGAGCUGCUCGAGAGCAACUUCGCGCUCGUCGGAGACGAUGGGACGAGUAAAGAGGCCGUGAGCACCGGGACCCUGAACCAGGAGAACGAGCACAUCUACAACCUGUGGUGCUCAGGACGAGUCUGCUGUGAGGGCAUGCUCAUACAGCUCAAGUUCCUGAAGAGGCAGGACCUGCUCAACGUCCUCGCCAGAAUGAUGAGGCCCGCCUGCGACCAAGUGCAAAUCAAAGUGACGCUGAACGAUGAGGACAUGGACACGUUUGUUUUCGCCGUGGGGACGAAGAAGGCGAUGGCGCGACUGCAGAAGGAGAUGCAGGACCUGAGUGAGUUCUGCGGAGACAAGCCCAAGUCCGGGGCCAAGUUCGGACUUCCUGAGUCUCUGGCCAUCCUCAGUGAGAUGGGAGAGGUGACGGACGGAGUGAUGGACAACAAGAUGGUGCAUUAUAUCACCAAUCACGCUGAUAAAAUCGAGUCCAUCCAUUUUUCGGACCAAUUUUCUGGUCCAAAACUUAUGCAAGAGGAGGGUCAGCCGCUGAAGCUGCCGGAGACCAAGAAGACACUUCUGUUUACAUUUAACGUGCCUGGGAUGGGCCACACUUCCCCCAAAGACAUGGACGCUCUGCUGCCUCUGAUGAACAUGGUGAUCUACAGCAUCGACAAAGUCAAGAAACUGCGCCUCAACAGAGAGGGGAAGCAGAAGGCCGACCGUAACCGCGCUCGCGUCGAGGAAAACUUCCUCAAACAGACUCACGCUCAGAGACAGGAAGCAGCUCAGAGCCGCCGCGAGGAGAAGAAGAGAGCGGAGAAAGAGCGGAUCAUGAACGAGGAGGAUCCCGAGAGACAGCGCCGCCUGGAGGAGGCUGCGCAGCGUCGCGAGCAGAAGAAGAUGGAGAAGAAGCAGAUGAAGAUGAAGCAGAUCAAAGUCAAAGCCAUGUGAACUCUGACCUCAGACAGGAAACAGGAAGUGCUCUGCUCAGACCGCCGCCGCCACCGCCGCUGCCCCCCUCCCCGCUGUCCUCCACGCGCCGCCACAAAAACACCGAGAACACGCCACGACAAACGCCACGACAAACGCCACGACAAACGCCACGACAAACGCCACGACAAACGCCACGACAAACGCCACGACAAACGCCACGACAAACGCCACGACAAACGCCACGACAAACGCUGAGAAAACGCC
Molecule: messenger RNA, 1867 nt
Organism: Boleophthalmus pectinirostris (great blue-spotted mudskipper)
Lineage: Eukaryota; Metazoa; Chordata; Actinopteri; Gobiiformes; Gobiidae
Gene: ccdc47
Product: coiled-coil domain containing 47
Exons: 13
Coding region: 164-1621 (485 amino acids)
Biological process (GO): endoplasmic reticulum calcium ion homeostasis
Cellular component (GO): endoplasmic reticulum
Molecular function (GO): calcium ion binding
Source: RefSeq, a predicted model, not a curated record